This is a messenger RNA of Penicillium egyptiacum, 711 nucleotides long. The record is from the annotation of a GenBank genome assembly. NCBI's taxonomy places the organism in Eukaryota, Fungi, Ascomycota, Eurotiomycetes, Eurotiales, Aspergillaceae.
AUGGCUGAGGAAGCGGAAAGCGAUGGGACGAUCAAACCUGGAGAUACGUUGAUUGAGGUUUCGAGUGGCAACACUAGAAUCGCUAUUGCCCUAAUGGCGGCUAUCAAGGGCUACAAAUGCAUCAUCACACUCUCAGAGAAGAUGUCGCUUGAAAAGGAGCAGAUUUUGAAAGCUUUGGGAGCGAAGGUCGUUCGUACUCCAGCCGGUGUUCCCAUCGACUCCCCGGGCUCUAUCAUCAGCGUGACACAGCCUCUUCAGAAGGAGAUUCCGAACUCCUUCAUCCUCAAUCAAUACACAAACCCUGAAAAUCCAGCUGCACAGCGGAGGAGCUGUGGCACCAGACAGAAGGGCAUAUCGAUGUGUCAAUCAGCGGAGCUGGUACCGGGGGCAUCAUUACAGGCACAGCAAUGGGUCUUAAGAAAUACAGCAAGGGUAUCCUACGAGCUUGACAAUCUCAAGGCGGAAUACAAGGUUGAAGGAAUCGGGUACGACUUUGCGCCAAAGGUCUUGAACCAAACCGAGCCCGACCUCUGGAUCAAAACCUCUGAUAGGGACUCUUUCCAGUAUGCACGAGGCCUUGUCCGAGAAGAAGGGCUUCUUUGUAGAGGGUCCUCGGGUGCAACAAUUGCCGCACUGGCCCAGUUGGUCGAAGCUCGUCCUGAGCUCAACACGGAGGAUAAGCAUAUUGUGGUUAUGCUGCCGUCUUCGUAA